AUGUUGGUCGUCCUUAUAGUCACAAGGUGUGACUCGGAGGAGGAGGUAGUGAGCAGCUGGAAGAAGCAGGAGGCACUCCGGAGAAAGGAGGCGGAGGAGAAGCUCCGGAAAGCUCAGGAGGAGGAGGAGAAGAAACAACGGGAGCGAGAGAAGGAGGCGGCAAAACAGCUGAAGGAAGAACGGAAGGAGAGGAAAAAACAGGAGCAGGAGGAACGAAAGAAGCAGAAGGAAGAAACAAAAGAGGAGAAGAAGAAGGAAGGGAACAAGAAAGACGACAGGUCAAAAGAGAAGACACCAAAAGACAAGAAAGCAGACAACAGGGAGAGAAAGAAGGAGGAGAAGAAGAAGAAGGAUGAAGACAAACAGGAGGAGCAGAGAAUAAAGAAGGAACAAGAAAGACGAUAG
Branchiostoma floridae (Florida lancelet) is the source of this 405-nucleotide messenger RNA. Its product is annotated as protein MNN4-like. The coding region runs from base 1 to 405 and encodes 134 amino acids. The record is from RefSeq and is a predicted model, not a curated record. NCBI's taxonomy places the organism in Eukaryota, Metazoa, Chordata, Leptocardii, Amphioxiformes, Branchiostomatidae. The transcript is spliced from 4 exons.